AUGACCCCCUGUUGGGACCUGCGUGGAGCACCCUACGCGUGUGUCACCCCCGUCAGGUGCCGCGCGUGUCGCCGCAGGCGCACCAACGUCACCAUCGAGUGCCAGUCGCUGAAUGGGGCCACCUUCAUCCUGCACAAGGCCGGGCGCUCGGCCCCCAUCCAGCGCCAGGCCCCCGACAGGAGAGGCACGGCCACCUUCGUCCUCCCUCGGGUGACCCCGUCUGACGCCGGCACCUACGGGUGCUCCUACCGUCUCCGUGAGCACCCCUUCAUCUCCUCGCACCCCAGGGCCGAGGUGACGCUGGAGGUGGAACACGGGGGGCCCAGCACGACCUCCCCUCUGCCGCCAUCUCCAGACCUCCGACCCUCCCUGUCGCUGCACCCCAGCGAGGGGGCGGCCCUGGGGGACAACGUCACUCUGCGGUGCCACGUGCCCCAGCCGGCUGCCAGGGUCCUGAUCUACAAGGAGGGAGAUGGGACCUACCAAUGGUACCGGGAGAAGGUGGAGGAUACGGCUGAGUUCUCCAUGAAGGUGUCGGCACGGGGCUAUGCCGGGAGAUAUUGGUGCCUGUACGAGACCCUGGAACCGUCCAGGACCUUGGAGAUCAGUGACCCCGUGGAGCUGGUGGAGCUGGCUAGCUGGUAUCGCCCACCCACAAUAGCCCUGAGGCCCGGGGGACGCGUGAGGACAGGCACCAACGUCACCAUCGAGUGCCAGUCGCUGAAUGGGGCCACCUUCAUCCUGCACAAGGCCGGGCGCUCGGCCCCCAUCCAGCGCCAGGCCCCCGACAGGAGAGGCACGGCCACCUUCGUCCUCCCUCGGGUGACCCCGUCUGACGCCGGCACCUACGGGUGCUCCUACCGUCUCCGUGAGCACCCCUUCAUCUCCUCGCACCCCAGGGCCGAGGUGACGCUGGAGGUGGAACACGGGGGGCCCAGCACGACCUCCCCUCUGCCGCCAUCUCCAGGCGCCAAAGGUGACUCUGGCUGGAAAUUGGCUGUGGUGGGGGGCUGCGCAGCCACCCUCGUCCUCAUCCUCUGCUUCGGCCUCAUCUUCUUCACCGCCGCCCUGUGCCGCAGGAAGCAGCGCGGAAAAGGUCCCACCAUGGUGGCACCCAGCAGGUAGGAGAGGGGUCCCCCCACCCCCAGGACACC
Struthio camelus australis is the source of this 1154-nucleotide messenger RNA. NCBI's taxonomy places the organism in Eukaryota, Metazoa, Chordata, Aves, Struthioniformes, Struthionidae. The record is from RefSeq and is a predicted model, not a curated record.